Chelonoidis abingdonii (Abingdon island giant tortoise) is the source of this 1431-nucleotide messenger RNA. Its product is annotated as DELTA-thalatoxin-Avl1a-like. Gene Ontology annotation, molecular function: channel activity. Gene Ontology annotation, cellular component: pore complex. The record is from RefSeq and is a predicted model, not a curated record. Gene Ontology annotation, biological process: cytolysis in another organism; pore complex assembly; monoatomic cation transport. NCBI's taxonomy places the organism in Eukaryota, Metazoa, Chordata, Testudines, Testudinidae.
GACGUGGCUGCAGGCCGUUGUUGUGGGCAUCCAGAUAACCAACAACACCGAAGAUGUGACCUCGAGUACCCGGGUAAGCACAGGUUCCCAUAGCCCUCUCCACGCAGCUUCCCAGUCAUCCUGCGGCUGGUGGUCUAUACAGAAGUGCCAGGGCGUGGGGACUUACUGUUUCAGUGGCUGGGCCAUGGUAAACCCUGUGCCCCAGAUCCGCCCCGGCUCCUCGGAGAGCUUCCUGUUUGUGAAAACAAAAUUCACAGCCCGCGGGAGCGUCGGAGUGCUGAGCUACGAGUCUGACGCCUUCACCCUAGCCAUCAUGUUCUCCAACCCCUUCGACCGCUUGCUCUAUGACAUCGAAUUUGCCCUCGAGCUCUUCACUGGCAGGAAGCACUUCCACAGCAUGGAUCGCCUCUACCACUACAUGUACAGCCAUGACCCUCCCUAUAAGUGCGAGUCCUUCCAGAAAAUAAGGCUCACUGAUGCCAUGGAUGGCAAGCUGACAGUGACCAACCAGGAGAUCCAGGUGACGGCCACCAUGUCCAACCAGAAGAAGUCCAUCAUUAAAGUGCAGAUCGAGCAAGGAGACUGCAGCCCAUCCUAUGCUGCCCAUGCAGCCAACCUGGAGAACACAAAGAAAUGACCUAGUGGGACAGACAAGGGGGCUGUGGGUGACUCUCCUUCCCAGCCCAAGUGCACAGACACAUGCUAGCUCUGCUUGAAUUAUCCACUGUGUGGCACAGAGGUCUGUGCUGCAGGAGAAGCCAGCCACUACUGGGUAUGUAGCCUGAGCCACUGCCCAGGACUCAGGGACUGCACUGCUGUAUUUAUCAUGCUAACGCAUGCCUGUCUGCCCAGGCUGGGAGGCAUCCUAACAGCUGCCUGGGGAUGUACUCGCAGGAAAGCUGAGGUGAGCUUGGCUUUGUGGCUGUGGUCCUGUCUGUGGGGUGAGGCGGCCCCAAACAGAGAUCCCCAGUCACCAGUUCUGGCUGUCUUUUCCCAGCCAGAUCACUAAAUUGUGAGGCCCAAAGGCCUAUUGUAACCAUCCAAUCUGACCUGGGAACAGCACCGGGUGACCCCUGCCCCCGACCCGACAGUUGGGGACUGAAGACGAGAGACAGCCAACCUCUGUGUAAAGCCGGUCGCCCUUCAUUUGGUUGUGGCCCAGAAUGCCCCUUGGCCUGUGAGCCGCUGGGGAGAGACAAGGCUUCCAGGAGACCCACAAAGAGAAACAUCUGCUGCCUCUUUAAAGUUGGGUUAAAAAUAAAGGGAAUGUUUUUCACUUCCUCCUGCAGGGCCAUUCCCCCAGGAGCCUGCCAAGGUUUUGUUGCUGUGUUAUAAAGGGUGGGUAGGGGGAGGUGUCCCUCCUUAUUUUUUAACCUUAGAAAUAACAGACGUCUCAAGCAGGGCCGCCGAGAGUGGGUUCGGGCCCUGGUG